Molecule: messenger RNA, 432 nt
Organism: Hydatigera taeniaeformis
Lineage: Eukaryota; Metazoa; Platyhelminthes; Cestoda; Cyclophyllidea; Taeniidae
Source: the annotation of a GenBank genome assembly
UUUGAUGAAGAUUCGAACGAGUGGAUUCUUCCCGCUCUCACGGUAGAACGUACAGUUCUUCCGCCCUCGAUGGACGUCGCUUCCGAGAAUAUUACCUUACCAUUGGCUCGCGGAGCUCUUGGUCGUAGCGGGAUCGGUACCUACGUUGCUACCUCACUUCCCGGUGCUGGACCUUACAAAUCCGAGGCUGAGGAGCAGGAGGAGGCGCGUCUUUACGCCAAACUGACUAGCCGCUCCCAAAACCACAUCAAAUACUUCGCCAGCAAGCGGAAAGAGCAACUUCUGUUGGACGCUGCUAUCCGUCUCACUACUGUUGUUUCUGCUAGUAGCUUAGUCGACAUUCCAACAGGAAUUGACAAUGCCACCAUCGGGGUAGCUGUAAGGUCGACAGCUAAGUAUGAACGGUCUCAAGCACAGGUAUUUCGAAUUUAA